AUGGUGGCUCCCGGCCUCGGGAGGCGGCUCCCGGCUCAAGCAUGGCGGCCGCGGGGGGAGGAAGCGGAAGUGCAGCUGGCGUCUGUGGCCGGCGGGCAGCGCGAGCAGGCGCUGGGCGGCGCGGCUCCGGGCAUGAAGCUGGGCCGGGCGGCGCUGGGCCUGCUGCUGCUGGCGCCGUUGGCGGUGCGGGCGGUGGAGCCCAUCAGCUUGGGGCUGGCCCUGGCUGGAGUCCUCACCGGCUACAUCUCCUAUCCGCGCCUCUACUGCCUCUUCGCCGAGUGCUGCAGCCAGAAGCGGAGCCUCAGCCGGGAGGCGCUGCAGAAGGAUCUGGACAGCAAGCUCUUUGGCCAGCACCUUGCCAAGAAAGUCAUCUUAAAUGCCGUGUCUGGCUUCAUCAGCAACCCGAAGCCCAAGAAACCCCUCACCCUCUCCCUGCACGGGUGGACGGGCACCGGCAAAAAUUUUGUCAGCAAGAUCAUCGCAGAAAAUAUUUAUGAGGGGGGCCUGAACAGUGACUUCGUCCACCUGUUUGUGGCCACGCUGCACUUCCCGCACGCCUCCAACGUCACCCUGUAUAAGGACCAGCUACAGCUGUGGAUUCGCGGCAACGUGAGCGCCUGCGCCAGGUCCAUCUUCAUAUUCGACGAGAUGGACAAGAUGCACGCCGGCCUCAUCGACGCCAUCAAGCCGUUCCUCGACUACUACGAGCUGGUGGACCGCAUCUCCUACCAGAAAGCCAUCUUCAUCUUCCUCAGCAAUGCGGGAGCAGAAAGGAUCACAGACGUGGCCUUAGACUUCUGGAGAAGGGGAAAGCAGAGGGAGGAAAUCAAGCUCAAGGACAUGGAGCACGCCUUGUCCGUGUCGGUCUUCAACAACAAGAACAGUGGCUUCUGGCACAGCAGCUUAAUUGACCGGAACCUCAUCGACUACUUCGUCCCCUUCCUGCCCCUGGAGUACAAGCACCUGAAGAUGUGCAUCCGCGUGGAGAUGCAGGCCCGCGGCUACGAGAUCGACGAGGACAUCGUCAGCAGGGUGGCCGAGGAGAUGACAUUUUUCCCCAAAGAGGAGAGAAUUUUCUCUGACAAAGGCUGCAAAACCGUGUUCACCAAGUUAGAUUAUUACUACGACGACUGAACCGCCGCUCACGAGGAGACAAGACCCGCCCCGACCUCCCCGCGCCCCAAGGAGUGACUGGAUUUGCCCUGUGGGCAGCAGCCUUCCUCGCACCGCGCCCCCAGACCUCGGGGGGAGCAGCCAGCUCCUAGCCCCCUCGUGUGAGGGCUCAUGAUUUUUUAAAAAUCAUGUUUUAAUUUCACAUUUCUGUUUCAAGGAAGGAUAAAUAAGUUUUACUAAAAAAAUGUAAUGCCUUUAUUUAAAAUGGUUUUUAAUAUGAGAAACUUCUCAGGCUCUCGGG
This is a messenger RNA of Condylura cristata (star-nosed mole), 1414 nucleotides long. RefSeq names its product torsin family 1, member A (torsin A) (gene TOR1A). The coding region runs from base 1 to 1134 and encodes 377 amino acids. Gene Ontology annotation, biological process: nuclear membrane organization; protein localization to nucleus. NCBI's taxonomy places the organism in Eukaryota, Metazoa, Chordata, Mammalia, Eulipotyphla, Talpidae. The record is from RefSeq and is a predicted model, not a curated record. The transcript has 5 exons. Gene Ontology annotation, molecular function: ATP hydrolysis activity; kinesin binding; ATP binding. Gene Ontology annotation, cellular component: endoplasmic reticulum lumen; endoplasmic reticulum; nuclear envelope.